AGGCACAGAGUGGAGAACACAGUGGCUUCCCAGACAGAGGGAAUCAGAGGUGCACGCCAGCUGUGGAUGCAGCCCCGGCUUACGAUGUAUGCAAGGAUGGUCCAGUUGCUGUGGGGCUGUUUCUUCCUGUGGAGCCUCAGCAUUGCAUCUUCUCAGACCAUUUACCCUGGAAUCAAGGCAAGGAUCACCCAGCGGGCACUGGACUAUGGCAUUCAAGCUGGGCUGGAGACAGUUGAGCAAAUGAUCAUGGAGAGAGACAUCCCCAGUUUAAACGGUUCUGAGUCUCUUGAGUUUCUGCAGCUGGAUUAUGUGAACUACAACUUUUCAAACAUAAAAAUCAAGGCUUUUUCAUUUCCAAACACUUCCCUGGCCUUCGAGCCUGGCAUGGGGAUCAAAGUACUCACCAAUCAUGGCAUGGCCAACAUCAGCACCCACUGGGACGUCAAGUCUCCGCUCUUCCAAGAUACAGGAGGAGCCGAUCUGUUUCUCACGGAGGCCUUCUUCAAGGGUCUGCUUGUCCUGACGCGAAAUGACUUUGGUCAUCCAAUGCUUAUGCUCCAAGACUGCCAGGCCCAGGUGAGCCACGCCCAGGUCUCAUUCUCUGGAGAGCUCAGUGUCCUAUAUAACACGUUUGCUGAGCCCAUGGAGAAACCCAUUUUAAAGAACCUCAAUGAAAUGCUCUGUCCCAUCAUCAUUGGUGAGGUUGAAGGGCUCAAUGCUAAUCUCAGCAUGCUAGAAGUUCUAACCAGGAUCAACAACCACACUCUGCUGGAUUAUUCCCUACUCGAUGCUCCAGAGAUUACUGAGAACUACAUGGACCUGAAUCUGAAGGGCACAUUCUACCCUCUGGACAACCUGGCUGACCCGCCCUUCGCCCCAGUUCCCUUCACACUCCCAGAGCGCACUGACGCUAUGCUCUACCUGGGCAUCUCCGAGUAUUUUUUUAAAUCCGCAUCCUUCGCCCACUUCAUGGCUGGGGCUUUCAAUGUCACGCUCUCCACCAAGGAGAUUUCCCAUCAUUUCGCUCAAAACUCCCAAGGCUUUGGCAACUUGCUCUCGCGGAUUGCAGAGGCCUACAUAUUGUCCCAGCCCUUCAUGGUCCGCAUCAUGGCGACAGAACCUCCUGCGGUCAGCUUACAGCCGGGGAACUUCACCCUGGACAUCCCCGCCUCCAUCAUGAUGCUCACCCAGUCGGAGAAUUCCACCACUGAAACCAUCGUUUCCAUGGACUUUGUUGCUAGUACCAGCGUCGGCCUGGUUAUCCUGGGACAAAGGCUGGUCUGCUCCUUAUCGCUGAACAGGUUCCGCCUCUUGCUGCCAGCGUCCAACCACAACAACAUUGAGGUCCUGAGGUUUGAGAACAUCCUGUCUUCCAUCCUUCACUUCGGAGUGCUGCCGCUGGCCAAUGCCAAAUUGCAACAGGGAUUUCCUCUGCCCAAUCCGUACAAGAUCUCCUUGGUCAAUUCAAAUAUUGAAGUGUUUGAGGGUUUCCUGCUGAUUUCCACCGACCUGAAGUAUGAACAGAACUCGAAGCCACCGAGCUUUCAGGGCUGGGAUCGUCUGAACCCGAAGAACAGAUUCUGGAGUGGGAUGCCAACCCCCUGAUGGCCCGUGUGCAAAGCCGCUGCUGGAAGGACAGGGCCCUUAACCCCUCACGGCUCCUGGACACCCAGCGGGAGAAGAAGUCCUCUCUGGCUUGUCUAAAGCCCUUAUGAAGGGCAUGCACAAGAUAGUUCCUUCUCGGGCCUGCAAUGUGUGUGUGCACAUA
Echinops telfairi (small Madagascar hedgehog) is the source of this 1768-nucleotide messenger RNA. It is a transcript of the gene BPIFC, whose product is annotated as BPI fold containing family C. The coding region runs from base 67 to 1605 and encodes 512 amino acids. NCBI's taxonomy places the organism in Eukaryota, Metazoa, Chordata, Mammalia, Afrosoricida, Tenrecidae. The record is from RefSeq and is a predicted model, not a curated record. The transcript is spliced from 16 exons. Gene Ontology annotation, molecular function: lipid binding.